Molecule: messenger RNA, 3436 nt
Organism: Andrographis paniculata
Lineage: Eukaryota; Viridiplantae; Streptophyta; Magnoliopsida; Lamiales; Acanthaceae
Exons: 9
Coding region: 469-2535 (688 amino acids)
Molecular function (GO): protein binding
Source: RefSeq, a predicted model, not a curated record
CAUUCUAAACCACAAAUUUGCCAUAUUUUGAUAAUUUGAUUAAUAUAUGCACACAUAUAUAUUAUAUUUAUUACAUCAGUUUUGUGAAAUUGGCAGAUGCAAUUUCGGAGUAAGCUGUUGUGUACUUUCCCUUGGGCUUUCGUUUCCACACAGGGAAAUUUUUGGGGCGAGAAAUUUCGGUGCUUAAUUACUCGCAGGAAUCACUGUUUAGUGUCCGAAACGGUUCGCAUCGAAUCGAAUUGAAUUCAACUGCCGUUUCUUUGGGCUGCCUCCUUUUUUAAUGGUCCGUGCACUUCUUUGCUGUUCCCUCUCUUUCUAGAGACCCCAGCCCCCUCGAUUUCGCUGCAAAAAUUCAAUUCCGUCGGAUGAAUCUGAAGCAAACGCAUGUUUUGCACAGCAGAGGAGUAAACGCAUUGCCAAUCCAAUGGUGGGGCUUCUGUGAUUUCGUGGAUUAAACCCUAAGGAAUCAUGGAUAGCUUCUCGGACGACGACGAGGGAUCUGAAUUUUUCGAUUCGAAGCAGAUUUCACCAGAGAUUGAGGGGUUUUCUGAUAAUUGGGAAUAUGAUGUUUGGGUAAAUUCUCCCCAAAGUGUUACAGAGCGCAGAAGGAGAUUCAUUAGUUGGAUGGGGUUUUCUCGUCAUCAGUUUGAAGGUGAGAUAUUUGUAGACAGCCAUGAAAACGAUGCCGACAGUCCCUUCGUGGGGGAUACUGAUCGAAUUGUGGCAAACAAUGGAGCUGUGCUAAGAACAUCUAGCAAUGAAGAAGAUGAACUGUCCUCAAGUGGUUCUUCUUCUUGGAAUACAGCUGAUUUGAAUUUGUGUCGAGGUACUGUUUUAGAUGAAUGUAGAAAUGUCAAUGGGAAUGCCAGCCAUAGGAGAGGUUUUGAGAUGGUGGAGAACAAGAAGCUUCAAAGAAUUCAGGUCAAGGGGCCAGACAAUAUGCAUCAGUCAUCUAGAAAAGUCGAUGGUGUUUCGGUUGAGGCCAAUGGAUAUACACCUAGGACGAUGGGGAGGCUGAAGGAAAGAUGGAUGAGAAAAUUGCGCUCAAUAACUUGUUCCAUGGCGGGGAAUGCAAAGGCUGAUAGGGAGGGGUUUGAUGGAUCCGGCCAAGCUCAAUCGACAAGGAUCCGCCGAGUCUGUGUUCGCCAUUGUCGAAGAAAGUUAAAGGAACUUUCAGGCCUCUUCACAGGACAAGAUAUAGAAGCCCAUGAGGGGUCUAUAUUGGCUAUGAAAUUUAGUUUCGACGGCCAAUAUCUAGCUACUGCUGGAGAAGAUAAGCUUGUGAAAAUCUGGAAAGUUGUGGAAGACGAGAGGUUGGAUGCAGUGGACAUCCCGGAUGCCGACCCUUCUUGCGUUUUUUUGUCCCUGAGCAAUCUCUCUGAAUUGGCCCCUCUAACCAUGGAAAGAGAUGCUAAAUUCAAGAAUCUUAGGAAAACAUCGGAUUCGGCAUGUGUUGUUAUCCCUCCAAAGGUGUUCCGAAUUUUGGAGAAGCCAUUGCAUGUUUUUGAAGGACACACUGCAGAGAUCUUGGAUCUAUCAUGGUCAAAGAACAACUGCUUGCUAUCAUCGUCUAUGGAUAAAACAGCAAGGCUAUGGAAGAUUGGACUUGAUCACUGCCUCAAGGUCUUUCACCAUACUGAUUAUGUGACGUGCAUUCAGUUCCACCCUAUGAACGACGACUACUUCAUCAGCGGUUCGAUAGAUGGGAAGGUUCGAAUUUGGACAACCACCGGCUGUCAAGUUGUAUACUGGACUGAAACAAGGGACAUUAUCACUGCUAUCUGUUAUCAUCCCAAUGGUCAGGGUGGCAUUGUCGGCUUUAUUACAGGCACCUACCGGUUUUUCAAAAUUUCAGAUGAAUGCUUGCAAUUGGAAGCUGAAGUUUGCUUAAAUAAUAAGAAGUCGACGAGCAGAAGGAUAACUGGCUUUCAGUUUUUCCCACAAGACCCUAGCAAAGUUUUGGUUGCUUCUGCUGAUUCACAAGUCCGCAUCAUAGAAGGGAUGAAUGUUAUUUGCAAGUACAAAGGCUUUCGAAAUUCCGGAAACCAUCCAACGGCAUCGCUUACGUCAGACGGGAAUCACAUCAUUUCAGCUUCAGAGGAUUCAAAUAUUUACAUGUGGAACUACUUUGUCGGAAAAGAGUCGUUCUUUUCUCAGCCUAGGGUCACUAAAUCGUUCGAGUGUUUCUCAUCCGAUGCCUCCGUCGCCAUUCCUUGGCCCGGCAUGAAUUCAAGCUUCCCCGGCAAGAAUUCGACGAACCCGUUGCCGUUCUCAUCAUCCACCCAAUUCUCAUUAACACAAGAGUUCCUACUAGAUUCCGGCUCAAAAGGAUCUGCAACAUGGCCCGAGGAAAAGCUCCCUAUGCCAAGUCCAAAAUUUGCGACGUCCUUGUUGAGCAAAUCUCAGUACAAACUUUUCAAGACUUGUUACCAGAGUUCAUCAAAUGCUCAUGCAUGGGGCCUAGUUGUGGUCACUGCCGGAUGGGAUGGCCGUAUCAGAUCCUUUCAGAAUUACGGGCUACCAGUCCCCCUUUGAGACAAGGCGACAGAAGUAUUAAAAACAGGAUAUGAUUCGUUAAUCUUUACUCGAAGACACACACUCGUUCUCGGCGGUGUGCUGCGAAUUCAUUGCAUGGAUAGGCUGGCAAAUAAAGCUACAUUUGGCAGUACUGGAAAGUGCUGGCGGGGAUGGACCCUAAUCCGGUUCAAUUGGCAUAUUUAUUCGUUCGUUGGGUCCCGAUCAACAGCUGUACAUUAUUAAAGCUCGGAUGGAUGGGCGGGCAGGCUGGUGGGUGACGAUAGCUGGCAGGCGGGAGUCAAAGUUGCAAACUUGUAAGGUACCCCAUCGAUUUAAUUUAAUAUGAGGGGUGGUAGUGAAUGAGUGAGUCCCAUAUGCCUUGCCUCGCCUUCCUUAAUUGUAUGAUGGCAGAUUUAUUUAUUUCAUUUGUUUGCUCUGGUAAUAAUUUUAGGCUAUGGCCCCGGAUAGAAACGGAGUUGUGUCGUAAUUGGUCAGUUCUUGAUAUCGAUAUCUUUAUGUUGGUCGUAGUGGGCUCGGGGCGGCUGGUGUCGAUUUGUUUUCGACGAAAAAAGGAUGUGGGGAAUGGGAUGGCUGGUUUGAAUGAUUGUGUUAUUUGUCUGCUGCCGCUGUGAGAUUCUGAUACUUAAUACUGUUGGAGAGGAAGAACCAUGAAUGAGCUUUGGCUUAGAUUAUAAACUGUGUUCUGUCAGUAAUGGUAAAAAACUAACUUGAUGGCACUGUAAGUAAUAAUUUGACUGUAGAUGGUGCAGUAAGAUUAUAGUAGUUUAUUAGAAUUGAAAUUUUUUUACUAGAAUUAUGGUUUUCUUUGUAGUAUAAAUUGUCCCUGAUGUAUGUAUGUAUGUAUGGAUUUAGUUGGCACCCUGUAAUAAAUGAAUGAAUUGUUUCUUCUUGCUGGGAA